Messenger RNA from Asparagus officinalis (garden asparagus), 735 nucleotides. RefSeq names its product 60S ribosomal protein L34-like. Bases 106 to 468 code for a protein of 120 amino acids. The record is from RefSeq and is a predicted model, not a curated record. Gene Ontology annotation, cellular component: cytosolic large ribosomal subunit; ribosome. Gene Ontology annotation, molecular function: structural constituent of ribosome. The transcript has 4 exons. Gene Ontology annotation, biological process: ribosome biogenesis; translation. Lineage: Eukaryota; Viridiplantae; Streptophyta; Magnoliopsida; Asparagales; Asparagaceae.
UGCGUGUCAUCGGUUUUCGCCGCUGCGUCGUCAUCUAGGGUUUCACGAUCCUUUGCUUGGGCUGCGGCGGCAAGAGGGGAGGGGAGGAGAGGAGAGCAAUCGAAAAUGGUGCAGCGAUUAACAUACCGAAAGCGGCACAGCUACGCCACCAAAUCCAACCAGACUAGGGUUGUUAAGACCCCAGGUGGAAAGCUCACUUAUCAGACUGCUAAGAAGAGGGCGAAGGGCCCGAGAUGUCCCGUGACCGGUAAGCGUAUCCAGGGGAUUCCUCACCUGAGGCCUACUGAGUACAAGAGGUCCAGAUUGGCUAGAAACCGCAGGACUGUGAACCGUGCAUAUGGUGGUGUUCUGUCUGGAAGUGCAGUCAAGGAGAGGAUUAUUCGAGCAUUUUUGGUUGAAGAGCAGAAGAUUGUAAAGAAAGUCUUGAAGAUCCAAAAGGUGAAGGAAAGGCAGGCUGGAAAGAGCUAAAACCAGGAAAUGGAAAAUCAAGUGGCCUUUUAAUUUUGUUCACCUUGGCAGGAAUUUUUGAUUUCUUGGAUAUUACUGCAACGGUGCGGUAGUGUUUGUCACAGUACUCGUUGCAUCUUUGGGCAAAUCUUCUAUCCUUGGCUUGAACGUCUUCAAAUAUCGCGGAAUUUCUAGUUUGUUUCCUUUUGAGUAUAUUUGUUCUAGGUCUCAACAGUACACAUUUUGGUGUUCCUUGAAUUAUUAUAUGUUAAAUGCUGCUUUUAUUUA